Seriola aureovittata is the source of this 6312-nucleotide messenger RNA. RefSeq names its product laminin, alpha 3 (gene lama3). Gene Ontology annotation, molecular function: signaling receptor binding. Gene Ontology annotation, biological process: regulation of embryonic development; regulation of cell adhesion; regulation of cell migration. The record is from RefSeq and is a predicted model, not a curated record. The transcript has 32 exons. Lineage: Eukaryota; Metazoa; Chordata; Actinopteri; Carangiformes; Carangidae. Bases 1255 to 5826 code for a protein of 1523 amino acids.
UGGUGCAAAACAAGGUCAAGAAAUCAUUCAGAUUGAAUUUUUAUUCUGAUCAGAGAUCAUGUCAUCUAUAGCAAACCCCACAUUCACUAUCAGACAUGCAUUUUAUUCUACCACAGGUAUAAAAAAGCUCAACCUUACAUGCUCAAACCUUCAUCAUGCUACAUAAUGGCCUUGAACUGUACAUGCCAUUUUAUGCAACUAUAUCCGUUUAUAUCUCUAUGCCUGACCUUGAUUACUUUGUGAUAACAGAUUCCUCCAGACCAGAGGAGUUCUGGUGACGUGUUAGCUUGUGUUAACUCUCUGUGUCCGUACAGAAGUGCAGCUCUGGCUUCUACAGAGAAUGGACUGGAGCGUCCCGGGGUCAGUGUGUCGCCUGCAGCUGCAACGGACUCUCCAAUGAGUGUGAUGAGCAUACAGGGAACUGUGUGGUUGGUGGUCACUCACACACACACACACACACACACACGAACACACACACACACACACACACUCACACUCACACACACACACACACACACACACGAACACACACACACACACACACACACACACACACACACACACACACACACACACACACACACACACACACACACACACACACUCACACUCACACUCACACUCACACUCACACACACACACACUCACACUCACACACACACACACACCAAGACAGUGGCACAUGUUCAUUUGUUGAUUGACAGCUAGUUGUGGCAUGUUGUUCGUGUUGUGUCUCAUCCAACUAACCUCCAGAACUGUCAGUUCAACACCAUUGGUGACAGCUGUGAGCGGUGUGAAGUGGGUUACCACGGAAACGCAGCCAACAGGACCUGCCGUGCCUGUCCGUGUCCCCUCACAUGGAACAAGUCAGUCUCUUCUUAUUAACAGCUCUGAUGUUUUUUCUACCGGAUCAGUUUGAACAUCUUAUUUGUUGUGGCUCAGUUUCGCUCUGGCCUGUCGGGACGUCGGCUCGGGAGAAGUUGACUGCUUGUGUAAACGUGGUUACACCGGAGACAGAUGUGAGAGGUUUGUUUGCUGCUCAGUGAGCGACACACACAACCAACCAUGUACAUUAUUUACAUUUCAGCGUUAUUGUCAUCACGUGCAUCCUUACCCCUGUUGUCCACUGCUCAACGACACACACAUUAUUUUAGUAAGUAGGUCUGUCACUAAAAGUACAAAAGUUUAAAAGCAGCUUUUUCCUUCUCAUUUGUCGUCUCUUUAAGAUGUGCACAUGGUUACUGUGGCAACCCAAUGGUGCAGGGAGGCAGCUGCAAGCCCUGCAACUGGAGGGACAGCAUCUUGAACAUGUGUGACUCUAUAAAUGCAGGUUGUGACAGCUGCUCCUAUUCUUUACUGAUGGACUUGGACAAGAAGGACAAUGAUCUGGCUUGGCUGACGCAGCAGCUGCAGAGCAUCAGUCUUGACUCUGGUUCACACACGCUGAACAUCUGGGAGGCUAACGUCUAUGAAUCCAAGAUCCUGGUUGGGAGCUACAGCGCUGCUGUGAGACACCUGGACCCAAAGGUCAAACAGCUGGAAGAAGAUAUGAAUGUUGUUGGAGAGGACUUGAGUCACUUGAUUGACGAGACUCUUCAAACUGAGUCACAUCUGGAGAAGGUUUUGCAGAAUGUGAAUGGAGCCAUAUUGGAGGCAGAUGAUGAAGCUGCAUCUCUCCUCACAGUAAUACGAGAUUUGACAAAGCAGCUGUCCGAGGUGAAACCCGGAGGAUCCAUCACUCUCUCAGAGAACGACAAAGUCAGGAUGAUGGAGGAGGCUCAGCGCAUGGUGCAGGAAGUGAGAGAGAGAGGCUGCACUGCUCAGAGAGCGAGCGAGCAGGAGGAGGCACGCAACUUGUUGAACCUAAUCAGGGACAACAUGGCGGUUCCUAUGGAAACCGUCCCGCCUGUCCUGAGCCAGACCUCGGACUCUCUGAUGUCCUCGGACUCUGCCCUGAGAGAUCUGUCCGGGCUGCUGUCAGAGGCGGAGGACAGAGUGGACAGGACACCUGGCCUCAACCUGAAGAGUCACGCCUCCCUACAACAUCUGCAGCAUCUUCAGACUCAGAUGGAGAGAGCGCGAGACACGCUCCUUCCUGCGACUGUAAUGACAAAACAUCUGUUGAAAAAUGUCACCGACACCUUCUUAAUGCUGGAGGAGAUUAAAAAAGUAAGCUGGCGUCUUUCACCACCGCGACUCCACGGGACGAGUUUUGAAACCGCGCAAACUGAGUUUAGUGUGUGUGAAUUGCAGGAGUUUGAGAAUCAUGCAGCUCCAGUAGAUGGCGCCAGACAGGAAGUCUUUAGGAAGCUUAAUAUGAUCCUCCACAUCAGGGCCAAGGUGGAUCUAGUAACCAAGGCUGAGGAGCGUGCACAGCAGCUUCACACAGCUGCAGCAGGAUUUCAACAAGCGCGUCAUGACGCUACCAACAGCACUGAGCGGCUCCGCGUGCCGCAUCAAGGAGCUUAUAACAACAUCAUCAGUGUCAUAGAUGAGACGGAGAUGGCAGCAGAUCAGUCCAGAGAGGCUGCUGAAGGAGCCUUAAAGGAUGUGAAGGAGGGAGGUGAGGUCAACAGGGCUGAAGGACUCAAAGAUAAUUCAACUCAUGUACAAGCAGAAGCCAACAACACUCAGAAGGACCUGGAAACGCUUUCACAUACAGUGAACACCAGCAAAGGACGCGUCGAGGAGCAGAAGGGAAAAAGAGAAUUGCUGAGAACGGUCAUCUCAGCCGUCAGCGAUGACCUCAAAACCAUCAGAGGAGACGACACAAAAGUCCUGAUAGAGUCUGUGAAAACAGCUGCCACGGCGUCGAACUCCACCGUCAGAAACAUAACAGAGAGACUGAGGAACAUCAGCCAGGAAGUGGAAAGAAUAACGUCGCCCAGUGUCGUUGUGAACAUGGAGGAUAAGUUGACUGAUGCAGAACGGGCAUUGGAGAACUUGAACGCAUCUCUUCCCGUGUUGACGAACACCCUCAGUGACGUUGAGGCGCUCAUCAGGAAGGCACCCCCUAGUGCCAACAUGACAGAAAGCAUCAGGAGAAUCAGGGACUUGAUAGAGGAGACGAGAAACUUUGUCAACAGGCUCUCCAUUGCCACCACGUUCAGCGGAAAAGGUCAUGUUGAGCUUCGUCCUCCGGAAAACCUGGAGGACAUUAAAGCGUUUACAGCCGUCGAUCUGCUUCUCAAUCACCGUGGAAACAAUCCCUCCAAAGCCGACCGCAGACGAAGGCGACGGCAAGACAAACGCAGAGAUGUCAACCUCUUCGUUUUCUACUUGGGCAACAAGGACGCGUCCGGAGACUACAUCGGGAUGGCGAUCAGACACAGUGUGUUGAUUUGUGUCUACAAGUUGGGUGGAGUCGUCCAUCAGGUGGAAACCAGCCAAAUAACAACAAGCACCAACGUGAACUCGUCAGACUUUGACAGGGUCGUCUUUCACAGAGUUUACCAAGACGCCGAAGUGAACAUCACCAAGAACUUCACAUCACAGAUGCCCGUCAGUCUCGCUCCUAAUUAUAACCUUCCAAACACCACGACCGGCGUCCUCGACCUGGAUGUAAACAGUGUUGUUGUCUACGUGGGCGGCUAUCCUGACGACUUCACGCCUCCGCUGGAGCUGCGUUACGCCAAAUACAGAGGAGCAAUGAAACUCUCCUACAUCAAUGACAAUCCUGUUUGCCUGUUCAACUACAAACACGCAGUCAACAUGGAUGCAAAGCAGCCUCAUAUUAAGAUUCCCCAGUCAGAGGUGUCUGAUUACUACAACGGGGCAGGUUACCGCCUGGCGUUCAUUAAGGAGCCGGACAAGAAAACGAGAAGAUUGUUCAGAUUUCACACAAACAGCAGAGAGGCUGACGCCUUGUUAUUCUACAUUGGAGAUGAAGAGUCUUUUUUCUGGCUGCAUGUGGAAAGAGGUUUCCUGGUGCUUCAGGGACGACAAGACGGUCGAGAGCUGCGAGCUCAGACGGCUGAAAAAGUGUCUCUCAUCGACAAAUCCUUUGCGAUCACGACUGCAGACCGGUUUAUUGUGCAGUACGGACGGCAGCAAAUCUCCACAGCUCACAUUCCUACAAACUACAGGAGUUAUUACGUGGGGGGUCUCCCAGCACGGCUCAGGCAGAGGCACAACAUCACAGCUCCACCGCUGAGAGGAUGUGUGGAUCACCUGACAGCAGACGGGGAGAUCGUGGAGUACAACAGGACGCUGGGUGUCAGUGAUGGAUGUCCCGUCCCACUACUGGGUGUCCGUGCAGCUCCGUUGUCCUCGGCUCUGUCCAUCGAUUCCCUGUUUGUUGAGGAUGAACGGCCGGUCAGAGUCUCUCUGGGCUUCAGGUCCUCGGACAGACACGGUGUUCUGCUCAGCGCCAGCUCUCAGGACCUUCGGCUGUCCCUGGCUGACGGCUGUGUCGUAUUCAGCAGCAGUGAUUUUACCUUGAAGUCUGAUAAAAGAUACAGCGAUGGCAGCUGGCACUACCUGUCUGCAGUGAAGAGGCCCACAGGGUUGGAGCUCAGCAUUGAUAAUGUGAAAGUGAUUCAGGGACAAUCACAUCACGUCAGGCCAGAGCAUCAAAACUCGCCUGGAGAGAAAUUCAAAGCCUGGAUCUCCAACCUUUAUACAAGGAGACCGGAGCUGAGCUUUAUUCCUGUUGAUCUGAGCUCAUUCUCACUAACGGGAGACACAGUUCUUGGCCCGUCCGGUCUCCGAGCACCACAAGAGCAUCAGAGUCACAAACCUGUUCAGCCUCCUGCACGCAUCCCGUGUGGAAACAGAGGAGCGCACCGUGGUGAACACCAGCUCUACGACGAAGACAGCUGGCUCAGUUACACCCUGCCACAACACGACCUUAAUUACAGGCCUCACUUCUCUCUCGACGUUAAGACCGAGUCGUCCAAGGGGCUGAUCCUGCAGGUGGCGGGGAGGGGCGUCGUACCCCUGCUGGCACUGUUCAUGGCCAACGGCAAGAUCAAGAUGUCGCUGGGACAAAACAGAAUCAUCCAGCACAGGCAGAAGAGUAACGACGGGACCUGGCACAGAGUUGAGCUCAGUGUGGAGAAAAGCACUUUUCAUCUGCUGGUUGAUGGAUUCCGUGUGACUGAUGGUCACUUACCCGACAAUGAGGGAUCAUCUCUGGACCUGCUCACCCCCGUGCACCUGGGAGUUGAUCCCACAGGCAGAACCAUCAAGGAACUUAACGUUCCCAUGAACAGCAUUACCGGCUGUAUUCGGGAUUUCAAAGUGAAUAAUAUGGCUGUGGGGGAACCGCAGAGGAGCCACAAAACUCUACCGUGUCCCGACAGUCUCACAGAAUUGGGGACGUACUUUGGCGGGGGUCACAUUGUCUUAGAUAAUUACUUCAGUGUUGGCUCCCACUUUGUGUUGUCCUUCGAGCUGCGUCCUCAGUACCGGUCAGGUCUUCUCUUCCAUGUUGGAAGUGACAAGGCCGGCCUUGAUGUGUUCUUAAUGGAAAACAAGGUGGGUGUUAAAGUGGAUAACGGCAGCGGCGCUGUCAGUGUCUCUGUGACGCCUCGUGGAAGCCUGUGUGAUGGAAAGUUUCACAUGGUUACAGUGUCCAAACAACAUGAAGUUAUCAAACUAGUGGUGGACUCCGUGUCUGAGCAGAAGGCCGUCCCCUUCGCGUCCGUGUCACACUCACAGGAUUCACUUUACAUCGGAGGGACAACGAAGUCCAGACAUGUCCCCGUGUCCUCACCCUUUGUGGGCUGCCUGCGAAACAUUAAGGUUAAUGACUGGCCUGUUGCAUCUGAGACACAACCCAGGGUGGUUGAUCCCGUGAGCAUCGAUGGAUGCCCCAAACACUGAUGACGUCAAACCCACAAAACCCACAUUCGAAAUUCUGUUGCCACGUCAGGCAAGAAGUCACCAGCUGAUGUGGAAGUGUCCAUGAGGGAGACAGAACUAAAGUAAAAACAUUGUUCUUGUAUUAGAGUAGAACUAGUUAGUAGUAGUGUGUAGUACUAGUAUGAUAAGAGAAAUGUUAAGAAGGUGUUUGUUUUGCUAUUGCUACAUAGCUAACGUUAGCAUUAACAGACUGUUUACUUACCAGUCUAGAAGCUUCAAACUUCAUUCCUUUACUCACCAACAUCUGUAUCCAGAGGUGGAAACAAACACCCAAGUAAGAAAGCUAUGAGAUACAAUAUAAUAGAUUUAAAAAGCUAUAACAACAUUAGCAAACAAGAGAGAGAGACUGAAUAAAAUACACUUCAGAUCAUGAUUGCAACAAUAAAAGUGACUAAUGACUGAAAACCAUAUUUCAUUAAAAGCCGAGCUGAAGAAAAACCACCAGGA